CAUGCCACCACGCCCAGCUAAUUUUUUUUUUGUAUUUUUAGUAGAGAUAUGGUUUCACCAUGUUGGCCAGGAUGGUCUCGAUCUCUUGACCUCGUGAUCCUCCCGCCUCGGCCUCCCAAAGUGCUGGGAUUACAGGCGUGAGUCACCAUGCCUGGCCGAUCCUCAGACAUUUUUAAUUUUCCUUUUUUAGUGUUACAGCCAGCCAUUUGAAAAAUGAGACUUCCCCCUAACCUUGCGUCAAACUCAGAGACGUUGUCAUCUUGGCUUUGAUGUGGUGGAGGAGAGGGGCUUCUUAUUCCGGGACGGGGUUUCUCCACCUGGGGCCUGCGGACACUGGGGCUGGAUUGUUCUCUGGGGUGGGGCCAUCCUGGGCACUGAGGGUGCUAGCAGCAUCCCUGGCUUCCACCCACUCCAUGCCAGGAGCACCGCCCCCGAGGCAUGGCAAACACAAAUGUCUUCAGACACUGCCAGGUGUCUCCUGGUGGGCAGAAUCGCCUCCAUUUGAGGACCCCUGGACCAGGGUGCUGGAAUGGGGUGAGGGGCACUCUGCAAUUAUUCUCUGCUUUUUUUUUGAGGGGGGAAAAUGGAAACCAAGAGCCCAUCAUCAGCCUCGUGGCUCUGUGGUUUGACACUGCCAUGCUACCAACAAAAACCACGUCCCUAGACUUGGGGGACCAAGGAGUCUGGAGGAAUAUGAUGAUAGUCAUUUAAUGAGGGUAGGUUUAUGUAUUACUCAAGUGCUGGGCUGGGGAGUCAGGACAUAGCCACAGGGAAGAAAACAGAAAGGUCCUUCCCUCUUGGAAGCCCCUCUUGAAACACCUAAUUGGUGACAUGGUACACCGGAGAAUCAGAGAGUGUCACUCAAGCAUUUUGGCUUGGUGGUGGGGCGGGGGUGGCGGGUCAGGCACUCAAGCACCCCUAAGCUGAUCUGGAGAAAGUGUCGGGGAAGGGGAACAUUAGCGUUUCUCCCUGAGGAAUCAUCUUACACCCAUAAUGGCAACUGGCCCACAGUAACAUUGAUGGAGCAAGUGUCUUCUUGUGGCUCAGCCACUCAAUAGCUGUGUGACCAUGGGCAGGUUACUGAACCUCUCUGUGCCUCAGUCUUCUCCUCUGUAAAAUGGUAACAUCUAGGAUUGUUGGGGGAAAUAAAUGGUUAAUAAUUGGAAUAGUGCUGGGUGCAUAGGAAACUCUAAGUGUUACACAGCAUGUAGCCACAACCUCCCCUCCCCCCUCCUCUCUCCUCUUUGCUGCUGCCCUGCUGCCUUAAUGGGAUACUCCCCUCUCUGUCUCUGUCUGUCUGACUGUCUGUCUGUCUGUCUGUCUCUCUCUCUCUCAUCCCCUUUUCUUUCCUCUGUUCCCCCACCCCCACCUCUGAUGCAGUUUGGACCAAGUUUUCUUCAGCCAGCUAAUUUAGAGACAAGAACCUGGAUAUUUAUUGGGCGUUUGGGGGACUUCCUUACAGCCCUAGGUCUCUGUGAAAAGGGCCCUGGAUUAUCUCUGCAAAAGCCCACCUGCUUUUUGUUAGCCAGGACUGUCUCCACUUUCAGACACCAGCUUCAUCCAAACACUCUUUGCUGUAUUUAUAACCACGGUGCAUUUCCUCGGGACGCACAUCUUACGGCUUCUUGGCCCCUUCGCCCAGGGUGCACUGCCUGGACCAUCGCCCUCCGGCAGAGACAGUGUCUUUCUUUGUAUGUUCUCCUUCCUCUGGUCGAGAUGUGGCUUGGUCACCUGGAGUGGGGCCGUCGGCAAGUCGCCUGGGCUUCGUGGAGGCUCGCUGCCCCCACGGCGGAAAGCUCGGCCACACACCCUGAUGUCUCGACACUUUUGAGCUGCCCAUGAAUGUGUUUUCAGAGCUUCCCGUGUUUACUUCGCUGCACGCCUCUGUUUGUGCUCUGGGGAAAUUCUUGGCAGAGGAAAAGCCAAUUGGAAAACAGCCCUGCUUGGUGUCAGGGCUUGAGGUUGAGGGAGAAAGACUGAAACGGAGAUUUGCAUGAACUGGUUUGCGCAUGUCACAAGACUUUGUCUUUAAAAAAAAAAAAAAAUUGGCCUGGUGUGGUAGCUCACUCCUGUAAUCCCAGCACUUUGGGAGGCUGAGGCAGGCGGAUCACGAGGUCGAGAUCGAGACCAUUCUGGCCAACGUGGUGAAACCGCGUCUCUACUAAAAAUACAAAAAUUAGCUGGGUGGGGUGGUGUACGCCUGUAGUCCCAGCUACUGGAGGCUGAGGUGGGAGAAUGGCUUGAACCCAAGAGGCAGAGGUUGCAGUGAGCCGAGAUCGUGCCACUGCACUCCAGCCUGGGUGGCAGAGCGAGACUGGUCUCAAAAAAUAAAAAAAAUUUUUUUUUGUUCCAGUCUAUUCUGGUGGCUUAGAGGAGGGAAGAUGGGAAAUAUUGGGUUUAAUAGAGUAAAAUCCAUCAGGUUGAGGGCUUUGAAGCACCUGGGAACAUCCAUAAGUCACUACUGAGCACCAGCUGUAUACAGUUAUUGAGCAUGUAUUGUCUCCCAGGCACAUGGUCCUCACAACAAUCUUUUCACAGAGCUAGGAUUUGAACCCACAGUCUCUCUGGCUUCAGAACCCUAGCUUUUCCUGCUAUACUCUGCCUUACAGAGGAAGGGAACUUUUGUACUGGGUUUUGAAGGGUGAAUAGGAGUUCAAUGAAGAAGCAGCACAUUCUGUGCUAAACUUGGCUUCCUGAUCCUCCUAGAAUUGGCCAGAAGCCAAUAUCUGGAGGCCAAAAUUGGGUCACUGGGGUGACCAACUCAUCACAGGGCCCUGGAUUAUCUCUGCAAAAGCCCACCUGCUACUGGUUAGCCAGGACCAUCACAGCGUGCCCAGGUAACCCUACGUUUCACCCCAAAGCAGAAUUUUACACCAGAGCCUGGACACCAGUUGAAUUUUCUUUAACUCAUUUCUGUCAAUGGUUACCUCCAAAAAUGCUCCCUUGUGUCUUUAUGCUGGGCUUCUUUCUCUAGAUACUUCCAUUUCUUGGUUUGGAUGAAAAUCAAAUGAGGUAAUUAAUGCUUGUGACAUGUAAAGUGUAGUGCAUGGCACAUGGUAACCUCUUUAGUUUUAGCCAGUUGUUUUUUUGUUUGUUUGUUUGUCUUUGAGACAGAGUCUCACUCUGUCACCCAGGCUGGAGUGCAG
Gorilla gorilla gorilla (western lowland gorilla) is the source of this 3146-nucleotide messenger RNA. RefSeq lists its product as uncharacterized. The transcript has a single exon. Bases 1150 to 1842 code for a protein of 230 amino acids. The record is from RefSeq and is a predicted model, not a curated record. NCBI's taxonomy places the organism in Eukaryota, Metazoa, Chordata, Mammalia, Primates, Hominidae.